This is a messenger RNA of Trichoplax adhaerens, 7308 nucleotides long. RefSeq lists its product as uncharacterized. The record is from RefSeq and is a predicted model, not a curated record. Lineage: Eukaryota; Metazoa; Placozoa; Uniplacotomia; Trichoplacea; Trichoplacidae. Bases 1 to 7308 code for a protein of 2435 amino acids. Gene Ontology annotation, cellular component: telomerase holoenzyme complex. Gene Ontology annotation, biological process: telomere maintenance via recombination. The transcript has 55 exons. Gene Ontology annotation, molecular function: telomerase activity; protein binding; telomerase RNA binding.
AUGGCGAAAUCACAUCCAACACCGAUGAGCAAUCUGUAUUCAUUGGCUAAUCCUAAUCUUAAAUUUACCAGUUUAGGUGGUACUCCACAAAGUAUGCAUGUAUCCACGAUCAGUUCAACCAUGAAGGUAAAUACUGAAUUGAAUAAAUUAACUCAUCCUACACCUGCAGUUGCCAACUUAUCACAGCAAAAUAACUGGACCAUGGGACAGUCAACUGCAGCGAAGAAAACUAAUUUAUUAAGCUCAAAUAUGAACAAGCGUCACUGUAGCGGUCACGCUUUAACCAACUAUCAAUUGCAACAAAGUACCAGUAUUAAACCGAAAACGCUUAGGACUCUCUCCAGUAUAGAUAAUACUAAGAGCCAAAUUGGUGAUGUUACCAUUGGGAAACAAGUUACCAAUGAUGAUCAAAUAUUAAAUGAUCGAUUAAGCAACGUUGUCGACGAAGAAGAAAUGAUUCCAACUCCGGAAUACGAUCUUAAGGAUUGGAAAAGCACCUCUGAAGAUGAUUUUGACGCAGAGGAUCAUAUGGAAAAGCUCUAUGCACCACCCAAGACUAGUUCAGAUAUUAGUAACUUGAAGAAAUGCUUAAUCAACGCUGCUUCCUCGUCAUUGAUUGGCUCUCCUGAUUUUAAAAGUAGAAAAGAUUUCACCAGGCGGCAGCUGAAAUUUUUAGCUAACAAAAUCCAGAUUUAUGACCCAGAAUUCAUUCUUAAAGUUUCGUUGUAUACACGCCAAGAGUUAGGAAUACGUACUGCUGCUAAUUUCUUAUUGGCACUGGCAGCUAACAUUCAAGCUUGUAGACCUUAUCUGAAGAAAUACUUUUCUACAAUAAUUAGACUACCAUCGGACUGGAUUGAAGUUGCCGAAUUAUACCAGUCACUACAUGAUAAAACUAUAAGGAUAGGAUCUUUACCUAAGGCUCUACGGAAGGUCAUGGUAGAUAAAUUCGGUGGCUUUGACGAAUAUCAGUUGGCUAAAUAUAAUAGACAAAAGAGAAAAAAAUCAAGCCAGAAUAAGAAAACGGAUAAAACUUCACAGUUGGAUCAAGCGGAAUCAAAUAAUUACGCCUCAGAAUUCAACGAUAUUAUUUUCAGUGAUGACUCCGAAGACGAAGAAGAAACAGUUCAAAUGAUGUUUACCUUAAAACAGUUAAUUCGAAAAUUGCAUAUAAUCCAGCCAGCUGAACAUGUUAUGGCAUUAAUUGGAAAAAAAUAUCCUGUAGACUUAGAAAGUUUUCAUAAGAGUGGCUUGUCUGGUAUUUGGAAUUCGGAACGAGCUAACAAGCGAAUGAAAUUACCAGUUCCUGAAACUUGGGAAACGCAGUUAUCAUUGCAUGGUAAUAAAGCUUCAACAUGGGAAACUCUAAUUGAGCACCAGAAGUUACCAUUUAUAGCCACUUUAAGGAAUUUAAGAAAUCUAAUUAAGGCUGGGAUCAGCGACAAGCAUCAUAACCGGAUUAUUCGUAGACUUGAAAAUGAAAAUUCAGUUAUCAACAGCAAAUUAUUCCCUUUUCGUUUCUUUACGGCUUUUGAAGCUAUCAAUGGAUAUGAAAAGACGUCGCAAGAUAUAAGUGUCUUUUGGGAUAAUGGUUCUUAUUUAUUCAUAUACAUUUUUGUUGGCAAAUAUUUUGAAGCUGGAGAAUCUGGUAAUCGCUUUAACAGGAAGUUUAAAAAAUCAAAUACGAAAAAAAAGAAACAGGUUGAGAUGCAAAAAACGGUUUCUGAAGCGCUUCUCAAACGAUACAGGGAAGCAUUAGAUAAUGCUGUAAAGGUAGCUACAAAUCACAACGUUGCUCCUAUUUGUGGCUCAACCCUCAUUUUAUGUAAUGUUGCUGACGUGAUGAAGAUUCCUUGUACUGCAGCAAGAGGUCUUGGUAAACCUAGAACGUUGCUAGAAGUUGGCAUUUUGUUAGGCUUAAUGUUCAGAUACUCCUGCGAACAGUCUGAAUUCAUCAUUUAUGCUGAUAACUGGAAAAAGAUUGACGUAUUCAACACUAAUAGCAUUCUUGAAAAUACCGAGUCUAUCUGCACGCUAGUUGAAAAAUCAAUGAUCACUACAAGUCCAAACGGAUUCCCUGAACAAGAAAUGCUGAAAUAUCUUAAAGACCGAAUUCAGCUUGACAACCUCAUUCUCCUUUCGAAUGGAUCAAGCGAAGUGCCUAAUCACAGCGUUAUGAAUAGUUUUCUAACCAAAUAUAGAAGAGUAGUAAAUCCGAAUCUACUUUACGUUAAUGUGAAUUUAAGCGGAAAAGUAACUGGAUUUGAUAGAAAUAAGAAACUCAGCCAUGAAAAUGAUGUUUACGUUACUGGGUUUAGCGACCAAAUCUUAAAAUUUGUGGCUGAUAGAGGAGGGGAUGGACAGUUAAUCAACGUGGAGAAUAUUGAUAAUGCUUAUAAACUGAAAUCUAUCAAGAUACCUAAUGCUAUCUCAAGUGUUGAUAAAAGUGAGGACAAAUCGUAUGGUAUCGGAACUUUUGAUAUGUUUUUACCAAGGUGGAAAACCGUUCGUGUUUUCAUAUCAUCUACGUUCUUAGAUAUGCAUGGUGAAAGAGAUAUUUUAACAAGUAUGCUCGAAUUAUGUUUAACUGAAGUCCAACGAAGUGAUUAUUUUAUUGCUAUACUUGGUCAACGAUAUGGUUGGUGCCCUAAAGAGUAUGAAGUUCCACCAACUAGCGAAUUUGAUUGGGUAAGAAACUAUCCGCCAAAUAGGUCGGUGACCGAGCUAGAAAUCCAACAAGCUAUAUUCAAUAACCCAUCCGAAGCAAUUCGAAAAUGCUUUUGUUAUAUCAGAGAUAACACUUUUGAGAGUGAUAUACCUAAGAACUGGCUAUUACAAUUUGUCGAUGAUUCUGAUAUUGCAAAGGAGAAGAUCGAUAAUUUAAAAAAUCGUCUUCGGAAAUGUGGCGUAGAAACUUAUGAAAGAUAUCCGUGUAAGUGGGGUGGUAUUGUUGACAAAAAGCCUUACCUAACAAAUUUAGAACAGUUUGGUCUUAGGGUUUUGCAUAACCUAUGGAAUGCAAUUGAACGCGACUACAUUCAAAAUGACAAUGACAAUAACUUCGAAGAUGAAGAAUACAACACACAAAUUUCAGUUGUCGAUUUACACUCUAAAGAUUUUAUAGGCAGGAAGCGAUUAUGUAAGGAAUCGAAUGAUUUGUUGCAUGAAAGUGAACAAGGAAUUAUUUUAUACUGUGGUAAAAAAGGUUGUGGAAAAACUGCUUUAAUGGCCAGACUAGUAAAAGACCAAAUGUCGACCACUAACUGGUGUCAUCGAAUUAUCCCUUAUUUUAUUGGUUCAUCAAGCGGUUUGUAUGUGCAAAUUUUCGCAACAUUUAGGGAGCUUGUUACAUGUUUUCAUGAAUUCCUUAUCCAAUCGGCAUCCUUUCAUGGUAGCAAUCCAGUGAUAAUAUUUAUCGACGGUUUAGAUCAAUUGAAUUCGUACUACAAUGCCAAAGACUUGCAAUGGCUACCUCAAUUAAUUCCUGAGAACGUGUUAUUCGUAGUAAGUGUAAAUGAAAACGAAGACUGCUUUAAGAAUCUUGAACAUCGAUCAGACAUUAUCCAUAAUUUUAAGCUAUCGGGAAUCGAUUCGUGGGAGAAAGCUACCUUUGUCCGACAGAUUCUUCAAAAAUAUCGUAAAAGUCUUGAUGAGUCCAAUUUUAAUAAACAAAUGAACGUUCUAAUAUCCAAACGUGAAGCAUCUAGUCCAUUAUUUUUAACUUUAGCAUGUGAAGAAUUGAGAAUGUUUGGAAUUUUCGAGCAGAUCACCGAACGAAUUAAGACUAUAUCUCAAACUAUACACGGACUAUUGGAGCAAACCCUUGAAAGGAUCGAAAUAGAUCAUGGAAAAGAAAUUGUAACAGCAUUAUUUCAAGUUGUACUCAGCUCUAAAGAUGGUAUUGACGAAACGUAUCUACCUCUUCUUUUGGGUGUAUUAACAUUACCCGAGAUAAAGAAAGACUUAAUGCAGAUUUCAAUUAAAAAGUUAUCACAAUAUACCACCAGUGCACUACCUAUUUGUCCGCUGAUGUAUGCCAGACUCCUCCGAGCUGUUAAGGAAUUUCUAUUUCCGGCUCAGCAGCAAGAUCUCGUAAGUUCCUGUCAGCUAGCUAUUCAGCACGGAAAAAUUAAGGAAGUCCUAGAAGCUCGCUACACGAAAAUGGAGCGGUCCAAUAAACUUGCUUUUAUACAUAAAACAUUAGCUGCCUUUUAUCUGGUAAAAGCGGAUCCUACCAGCAACCGAUCUUGGGAAGGUUUUGACCCAUGGGCUUUUAUUGCGUUACCUUACCACUUGAUUCGUGGUGCUUGUUAUAAUGAAUUAUCGGAGCUCUUAUGUGACCUGAAAUUUAUUACCGCUAAAUGUAAACUUGGCUUAGUAAACCACCUUAUCGAUGAUUACCAUGGUCAAGUUACUUUUGAAAGAGUGAGUGAAGAUAAAGCAUACCACAAAGCCAUGAAGCAACAAAAAAUUCAGGAUUUUGGAAAUUUUGUUUCCAGAAAUUUAAGCAUCCUUAAGACGAAUGCGUUUUUAUGCCAGCAACAAGCUCUUAACGAGCCGUUAAAUACCUACCCAGCUGAAUUAGCCGCUGCACAAAUAAAGACUGAAGCUAGGUCUUCGAAUAAUCUUAUUAUGGAAUGGUGUAAUAAGCCAACUCAUUGCAACCCAUGCUACAUGACUCUUGAAGGAUUUCAACAGCCACUCCUAGCCAUUGCCAUAUCAGAAGAUGACCAAUACGUUGCUUGUGGUUCUAAAGAUUGUACUGUUAAACUAUUCGAGCUAUCGACGGCAAAAGAAUUAAAGAGUUUCGUUGGUCAUGCGGGGCCGGUAACUGAUUGCUGCUUUAUUGGCAGUAAGUAUUUAUGCAGCGCCUCACUAGACGGUAACAUUAGCGUAUGGGAUUUAGCUAACGGUCACAGACGACAUAUACUCUCGCUACACCAUAGAUCGAUAUGUCAGUGUACAGUGGAUAGAAAUGAGAAAUUUAUAGCAUCGGCUUCACUAGACGGGAACGUAAUAAUUUGGAAAGUUAACGAUGGAAGUUCAUUUGGCAAAUUCAGUGUAAAAAGCAACCGCCCCUUCAAUUGCGUAUCAUUUCAUCCCGAAGCACCGUUAAUUGUAGCUGGUAAUUGGGAUACAAAUAUUUAUACCUGGGAUGUAAAUACGAAAGAACAAAAGCAGGUACUACGUGGACAUACAGCCUCUAUUAGAGAUGUCGCAUUUUGUAAUGGUGGUAAUUUUGUUAUAUCUGCUGAUAUAUCCGGACAAGUUAUGAUUUUUUCUUUAGCCCACGGAACAAAUGUUGGCAGCUUGCAUGGUCAUUUCUUCCCUAUAAACAAAAUAGCAGUAUCCAGUAAUCCCCACGUAUUAGCAACUGCCAGUGAUGACCAUAAAGUAAAGCUAUGGAGGAAUACAUUAGGCAGGGCAUUAUUUUCCAGUCAUUUUGAAAUGCAGCGAAUGACUGCGGUUAAAAUUAGCCUUAGCGGAAAGUUUAUCGCAGUUGGAUCAUCAAAUGGUGAUUUAUCUAUUAUUGACCGAAAUGUGGGCAAUCAAAUUUUAUCAGUUCAAGCACAUAAACAAUGUAUUCGAUCUCUAACCUGGUCUCCAUGUGGAUUAAAUAUUAUCACUGCAUCUGAUGAUAAAACUGUCAAGAUUAUCAACAUUGAACAUGCAGAUAUUAAAGAAACAUUAUCUGACCAUUCUGCAGCUGUAACAUGCAUUGCCAGUUCAAAAAAGUAUUUAGCUACAGGAUCGGAAGACUGUUCUAUAAAUCUUUACCACAAGCACACUGUGUAUCGGCUUGAUUCAAAUCUCAGUGGACACACUGCAUGUAUAGCGGCUGUUGAUAUCUCAUCAAAUGAAAAAUAUUUACUAUCCAGUGGUCAUGAUAAGGUAACCGCAUCAAACGACCACACGGUUAAGUGCUGGGAUGCUUCGGAACUAUCCUUAGUCCUUCAUCGUAAGAAAGUUUUGAUUCCUGUCUCUGAAGUACAUAGUCACAAUAGCGCGGUUAAUACUGUGUCAGUUGCGAAAAACUUGAUUGCCUCUGCCUCUAGCGAUGGAACUGUCGUUAUAUCCAACCGAAUGGGUAUUGAAAUUACUUCCUUUAAGGCACACUCAGAUCGAAUUAAUGCUUGCCAUUUAGUGUUUCUGGAUGGAGAUUAUUACUUAACAACUAGUGGUGACGAUGGCUACGUUAAAACCUGGAGGCCAAUACAAGGUGAAGAAAUUUCUUCCUUGGUUGGUCAUUCGGAUCGUGUAGUCGCUGUCAAAGUUAGCCACAGUGGUAAAACAAUAUGCUCUGCUUCUAUAGAUAAAACAAUCAAAUUUUGGCGUACGGACUUUAAUCAUGUUAAGCAAGCGCAUAUAUCGGCAGUUACAGGGGUGACUUUUUUAUUUCAUACGAAUAUCGCUGCGUCUGCAUCUAGAGAUGGGAUGGUCAUUAUUUGGAAACUGUUUUACAAAGAUGGGAAGCUGGCUCUAGAAAAUAGAUUACAAUUUCAAGCUAGCGAUGAGGCUGUAAACUGUCUUCGUCUCUAUGGUGAAACCGAUAAUCAUGGUAUACAUUUAAUCACCGGAUCAAAUGAUUGUAAGGUGAUAGUAUGGAAUAUAGAGUUGGAUGGCAGCCCGACUGUGAUGAAUUCCAUUGAGUUGUCAGCACCUGUUCUAUGCCUCAACAUUCAUAACAAAUUACUCUAUAUUGGAACUUGGUCUGGCCAUCUGUCUGUUUGGAAUAUAGGAACAAUGAUGGAAGUUAAUAGCUACACAAGGUUGAACAAUGAAUGGAUUUUAACUAUCGAUAUAUCAAACACAUCACCCUAUUGUACAUGCGGUACCACAGCCUGUUUUGCUACGGUGUAUUCUACAUCCGAAACCAACAACAAAAUUUUGCGUCAUGUAGCAAUUCCUGACGACAAAGCAUCCGAACGUAACAAGCAUCAUGCUUGUGUUUCGUACUUUUUAACCAGUCAGAUAUUAGCCAUGAACUUAAAUAUAGAAUCAAUAGAUGAAGUCUUAAUUAUAGGCGACAGUGAUGGUAAUAUUUUUGUAUGUGAUGCUAACAAAGAAUACCUUCAUCGCAAGCUCCAUACUGCAGCGAUAUCAGAAAUCAUUCAAACAAAACAGUAUUUAAUUACGGCUUCCUGGGAUUCUACUAUCAAGAUAUGGGAAUACGAAACUUUAAAACUUGUUGGUAAAUUCUAUUGCCAAUCACCUGUGACAUCUAUGACUGCUAUUAUGUCUUGGGACAAUUCUGGUAUCCUUUGUGGUGAUUACUUGGGAAAUAUCUAUUUGCUGCGAUAUAUGUAG